AGUUUUGUUUCUGUGCCUGGAAAUGGGGGACAGAGCUGAGUGUCCCAUCCCGGGUGUCGUACAGUAAAAGAGGAAGUUCAAGGAGACCUGCAGCACACGGGGAAGGAACCUGACAGCUGUGCCCCUGUCGCAGAUCAUGGGGUCCAGUUGUCACAUGUCCCCCUGGCGGGCCUAGCCUGGCCUGCAGGGGACAGGGUGGCUGUGUCCUCUGCCCAUCUGGGGCCUGCAGAGAAUCCUCUCGGGAGCCCCCACCAUGGGAACCGCCCCGUCUCUGUGACCUCACAGGAGGUGUAGGUGACUUCGCCCUGCCCUGUGGCACCCGGAUCCCGUCAGAGGCCAGAGCCACACCUGGAAGGCAGAGGUCGGGCGGCCCUCCGGGAGGGAGCCAGAGACCAGGCAGCUCCAUGGAGGCCCAAGUGUAACCGGGCGGCCCCACCAUGAAGAAGGUCAAGAAGAAAAAGGCAGAGGCCAGGCGCCGCCGGGAGUCCAUGACGCAGCGGGCCAGCUCGGACUCCAGCACGCAGCCCAGCUCGGAAGCCGCGCAGCCGGGCACGGAGCCCACCCCGCCUCGGCCAGAAGCCCAGGCUCUCCCGGAACCCGAGACCGAGACCCGCCGCUCACCCGGGAGCCUCUCCCCACCCAGCCCCCAAGCAGCCCCUCCGGCCAGGAAAGCAGGGCCUGUGACCCUCGCAGGCCUGAGGCCCUGCUCCCGUGCUGCCUGCCCAGGCAGCUCCACGUGCUGGCACUGUCUGGGGCUCUGCCACAGCCGCAUCUUCGAUGUCCUUCUGCCUUGGGACUGGCAGGCCAUGCCAGGGAGAGGAUUCCCCAACCUCCUCACCUUCUACAGAAAACCUCCAAGGAAACACUGCGCUCCUCUUAACUCACACGCUCCGCGCCCUCUGGACUGUGGCUGUGGCUCUGGGGGCGCUGGGGGCUGCCUACUACAUCACUGAAGCCUGGUGACUUCCCCCAGCCCAGCCCGGCAGCUUCUGGGGCCCUCAGAGAAGGAGGAAGAAGCCGGAAACACUGACACGAAGCCCCGUUGAUGCCAGGCACUUUGGCAAGGUCGCUAGGCCUGAGCAAGGGGGUGGUCUCCAUGCAGCUGAGUGUGACUGAAAGAAGACCAGACAUGAGGAACAGAUAGUUUACUCUUCCACAAAUGGAUCUUAGCUGCCAAACCCUCAUCCAGCAGGUGUCAAACAGAAAGCCACUGGUGUUCUGGGCC
This is a messenger RNA of Heterocephalus glaber (naked mole-rat), 1225 nucleotides long. NCBI's taxonomy places the organism in Eukaryota, Metazoa, Chordata, Mammalia, Rodentia, Bathyergidae. The record is from RefSeq and is a predicted model, not a curated record.